UAGCGUUUAGAAAAUCUGCUCGGCAGAGUACAACCUAUGACCCAACUGUUGGAUCUGAAAAAGCUGUAGACGGUUUAAAAUCAGACUUCUCGCAUUCUGGAAAACAAUGUAGUAUUUCAAAAGAUAACAAAAAGACUGCUACUUGGUGGGUUGAUCUAGGCAGAAUUUUAAGCAUCAAUAAUAUUGUUGUCUACUACAGGACCGACGGAAAUACGUGGAAUGCUAGCAAUGACUAUACUGGUAGAUUUCUUGGAUUUUUUAUUUAUGUGUCCAAUACAACAGACAGACAUGCGGGGCAUGUCUGUUUCCACGAUACAUACUACACGAGAAGCACGAUACCACCCAUGGUCAAUAUAAGCUGCCCUCUCCACGGAAGAUAUGUCAUUUACUACAAUGAGAGACUUCCAGACAUUAAUUAUCCGAGUGACUAUUCUACAGAUGCAUACAUUGAACUUUGUGAGGUUGAAGUUUAUGGUUGUUCAAUGCCUAGACGUUAUGGACCAGAUUGUUCCUUGUCGUGUCCUGUAAAUUGCGAAGACUACUGUCAUAUACAAACAGGGAUAUGUUUUGAAUGUAAGCCUGGUAAAAAAGGUGCUUUCUGUGAGCAAGGUCCUGCAAAAGACGCGACCGACUGGCGAUCCAGAUUUUAUGGGGUUCUUGCUGCUCUCUGUGUUUGUAUUGCUAUGUUUAUGAUGUUUAUAGUGGCUAUGUUUCUGCGACGACGGAGCAGCAGUGGAAUGGACAGGGAGAAUAAGGGGAAAGACAAUAAGGAUGAACCAUGUAAUAUUAGUGUCACAGUGAAGGCCGAAGAAAUAAUUAAUAGUGGAUAUCAAGGACUAGAGGACCAAAACGAAUCCUCUGCUUAUGAUUUUAUCAGAUAG
This is a messenger RNA of Saccostrea cuccullata (small rock oyster), 881 nucleotides long. RefSeq lists its product as uncharacterized. NCBI's taxonomy places the organism in Eukaryota, Metazoa, Mollusca, Bivalvia, Ostreida, Ostreidae. The record is from RefSeq and is a predicted model, not a curated record. The transcript is spliced from 5 exons. Bases 345 to 881 code for a protein of 178 amino acids.